AUGGGGAAGCCCCCACACGUAGUCGUGUGGCCUUGCCGAUGCUGGCUCUGGCUUUGUUUCUGCUGGGCAUUUGCCGAGGAGGCAGAUGCGGCGACUUCUGAGAGUUGUGCUGCUGGCUCAUUCUUCGACGGCUCCUCCUGUCUGCCCUGUCCGGCGAACUCCUUCUCCCCCUCAGCAAAAAUGAUCCAAUGCAUGGGAGCGACUGCGUUUGCCGGUGGCUUCGCAGGUUUGUAUCUAGACGACAGCCUCUUCCUGUGUGCAACCUGUCCGACUCCCCUCUUAGCCUUUCAGUGCCCUGGAGGCAUCACGGAGGAAAACGAGUCUGUUGCUUGCAAGGUAGGGAGAAGUGAUCUCUGGCGUUGCUCUGCGGCGUGGGAGCUAACGGGCAGGCGUGGAGGGAGGGGUUCAUUGCGUCUGCUUCGCGUGGCGAUGUCGCGAUUUUCCUGGUGCCUUUCACUGCCUCGAACGCUUGCAACUGCCUCCUUGCUGCCGUCGCUGCCGCAUGGAUCUCUGCUCGCUCAGAACCUUGUCAGCCUCAGCAGCGGCUGGUGGAGACCUCUAAAUUCUUCCUGGCCUGCAGUAUACGAGCGAUGUCUCCACAGCACUGCAUGCAAAGGGCCUUGCGGAGAGUGCCUUGAAGGGCAUGCAGGGCCCCUCUGCCAAAUGUGCAAAGAGAACAUGACACGAGACUUCCUUUCGGCAACCAGCGAGUGCUCAGACUGUCCAGCAGGAUGGAAAAUCGCUCUCAUUGCACUAGGACUUAUUGCCGCGCUGUUGGUGUUUGUGGCCUUAGUUAGUUUCUGCCUGGAAUGUGAAGCGGAGGAACGCCUCAAGAUCGCCACGGAUCGUAUUUGCUUCACUCCGGCGCUGAAACAGCUUUUUAUGUAUCUAAUUAUCUGGGGGUCCUUCGGGUAUGGCUUCUUGAGUCCGCCUUCCGCAAUCCUAAGUCUCAAAAUGAAUCCAUGCAUCUCCUUCAAACUGGAAGGGAGAUGCGGGCUGUUGAAAGUCGGGGAGACUUGA
Cyclospora cayetanensis is the source of this 1020-nucleotide messenger RNA. RefSeq lists its product as uncharacterized. The transcript has 5 exons. The record is from RefSeq and is a predicted model, not a curated record. Lineage: Eukaryota; Apicomplexa; Conoidasida; Eucoccidiorida; Eimeriidae. Bases 1 to 1020 code for a protein of 339 amino acids.